Molecule: messenger RNA, 1120 nt
Organism: Colius striatus (speckled mousebird)
Lineage: Eukaryota; Metazoa; Chordata; Aves; Coliiformes; Coliidae
Product: M1-specific T cell receptor alpha chain-like
Exons: 8
Coding region: 64-909 (281 amino acids)
Biological process (GO): response to bacterium
Source: RefSeq, a predicted model, not a curated record
UCGGGGCUGGCAGCUGCUUUGCUCACUCUCUAUCACACAGCAAACAGGCAGCUUGCUCUCGCCAUGCACCUGGGAGCCCUCAUCCUCACUGCCCUGCUGGGGACACUCCUGGUGGCUGCGGGCAGAGCUCAGGUGCAGCAGGAGCCGUGGGCAGAGACCACCGAAGGCAUCGCCAUCACCAUCAACUGCUCCCACCCCAACAUCAAGUUAACCGAGUUCAUCCACUGGUACCGUCAAUUGCCGGGCCGGGCUCCCCAAUGGCUCGUGAGCUCUCUCCGAGGGUCCCAGGAGCUGCGGUCGCCGUCGGGGCGGCUGUGGGUGUCUGCAGACCGGCGUUCCAGCGGGCUGUGGCUCUCCAAGCCCCGGCACGGGGAUGCUGCCGUGUACUGGUGCGCGUUCCGAGCCAACAGCUGGACUCAGCUGCUGUUUGGCUCUGGGACCACACUGUCCAUCCAGCCCAGGGAGUCUCCAUCUCCUUCAGUCUACAGGCUGCUCUCUAAAGAUGCUGAGGAUUUGGAAAUGUGCCUUCUCACAGAUUAUGCCCCUGAAAACAUGACCUUUGGCUGGGGUGACAAGCAGACAAAUGCUGUGGUGGAGGUGACAACACCCACCAAUGAGCAGGAAGCCAGUUGCCUGUCAAGCUGCUGGGCCAAGAGAGAUGAAAUGCAAUGUACAGCAAAUCACAGGGGCUUUGGACAGCUGCAGCCUGAGGAUCCUGAAAGUGGUGCCAGCCCUGUCUGUGUUACAGGGGUGUCUCUACACUUCAGGACAGAUGAGAGCCUGAACAUGCUGUCUUUAUCUCAGCUGUGCCUCAAGGCAGUUCUAAUGAAAGGGAUGAUUUUCAACGUGGUGAUGACGAUGCUGAUGUGGAAAAAGAGAAAUGAAAGUCACCAGAUGGUUCAGUCCUGAAGUACCAAAGCAUCUGCUGAGGACUCUUCAACAGAGCAUCGUGUGCAAGAGGAGCACAGGCAUGUCUGCUGCAAGGGAUGCCACUUACACAUGCAUGCCUGCUGCAAGGGAUGCCACUUACACAUGCAUCCCUGCUGCAAGGGAUGCCACUUACACAUGCAUGCCUGCUGCAAGGGAUGCCACUUACACAUCCAUGCCUGCUGCAAGGGAU